Messenger RNA from Hyaloscypha bicolor E, 768 nucleotides. RefSeq lists its product as uncharacterized. Bases 1 to 768 code for a protein of 255 amino acids. NCBI's taxonomy places the organism in Eukaryota, Fungi, Ascomycota, Leotiomycetes, Helotiales, Hyaloscyphaceae. The transcript has 2 exons. The record is from RefSeq and is a predicted model, not a curated record. Gene Ontology annotation, molecular function: peroxidase activity.
AUGAAGUACUCUUUGAUUGCAGCUGCUCUCGGGACUGAGACCGUCACAGCAUUCCCUUUCGUGACCAAUAUGCCUGGUAUCGAUUCGACGCUUCUUCGUAGCCGACCUAAACGCCAGCAAUCUGGGGGUACCUUCAACGAACUUGACGCCCAACAAAAUUUGUACAGCGUCGGAUACGGCCUCGCAACCCUCCUUGCUCUGCUUGGUUUGACUCUCACUGAUGGUGAUUUGAAAACGGAGAGACUGUCCAUCGGCUGUAAUGCUACCACCCAAGCGUCCUUCAACCCAGCCCCAACGGGGAGUGAGCCUGGCCUGGAGGGUCACAACAAGAUCGAGGCUUACACAUCGCUCACUCGCGACGAUUACUUCCUGGGUAAUGGCAACAACUUUUCCUUCAACAGCACCCUCUUCAGGAGGAUGACUGAGACAACUGGCGGUCUCUACAAUCGAGAUGUGCUGGCCAAAUAUCGAUACCAACGGUAUCAACAGAGCUUGAAGGACAACCCAAAGUUCUACUUCGGUCCUCUAUCCCUGCUCCUCUUCGGUGCUUCUUCCUUCCUUUACGAGUUCAUGCCGUCCGGACCCGACUACAUCCCUAAUGAAGCGACCAUCUCUUCUUUCUUCAGUGCCGAAAAGCAAUCGGACGGAUGCUACGCCUUCAAAGAUGCUGUGCGGAUUUCACCAAAUUGGACAAACCGCGUCUCACCAUACAGCAGCGGGGACGUCACUGCCGAAAUUCUUUGCUUAGGCGAUGCGAAAAGGAGUUGA